Plectropomus leopardus (leopard coralgrouper) is the source of this 3063-nucleotide messenger RNA. RefSeq names its product excision repair cross-complementation group 4 (gene ercc4). Gene Ontology annotation, molecular function: damaged DNA binding; single-stranded DNA binding; single-stranded DNA endonuclease activity. Gene Ontology annotation, cellular component: nucleotide-excision repair factor 1 complex. NCBI's taxonomy places the organism in Eukaryota, Metazoa, Chordata, Actinopteri, Perciformes, Serranidae. Gene Ontology annotation, biological process: double-strand break repair via homologous recombination; resolution of meiotic recombination intermediates; nucleotide-excision repair involved in interstrand cross-link repair. The record is from RefSeq and is a predicted model, not a curated record.
UGCGUUGUCUCUAUCAGCAUGAUUUUUCACUGUUUAAUCUAAUUUUAUCGCUGUUUGUCAGACACAAGUUGCUGUUUUCGGUGUCCGCGAGCCUCCAACAUGGCGGAUCCGCUGCUGGAGUUUGAGACGGAGAUGUUUCUGGGGCUGUUCGGCUGUGACGGGCUGCUGGUGGCGGCGGAGGGGAUGGGGAUAGACCGCAUCCUGCUGCAGUUCAUGCGGGUCUACUCGGAGCAGGACAGCCUGGUGCUUCUGCUCAACACCACCACACCUGAACAGGAGUAUUUCACGGAGCAGUUGCGAGUGGAGGGCGUGACCCACCUGCCCAGGACAGUGACCAGCGACGUCCACAGCACCGAGCGCUAUAAUGUUUACACUGAAGGAGGCGUACUGUUCGUCACCAGCCGGAUCCUGGUGGUCGACUUCCUCACGGACCGCAUCCCUGCUCAUCUUAUAUCAGGCAUCCUGGUGUAUCGCGCUCAUAAAAUCAUUGAGUCAUGUCAGGAGGCCUUCAUCCUGCGUCUGUUCAGGCAGAAGAACAAGACGGGCUUCAUCAAAGCCUUCACUGACAAGGCCACGUCCUUCUCCUCGGGCUUCUGCCAGGUGGAGCGCGUGAUGAGGAACCUCUUCGUCAAGAAGCUCUACCUGUGGCCCAGGUUUCAAGCGUCAGUGAACUCAGUGCUGGACAGGCACAAGCCAGAGGUGGUGGAGCUCCACGUGUCACUGACGCCGGCAAUGAGGGCCAUCCAGAGCUCCAUCCUGGACAUCAUGAGCGCCUGUCUUAAGGAGCUGAAACGCUACAACCCCACCCUGGAGGCUGAGGACCUCUCUCUGGAGAACACACUGGGGAACGCCUUUGAAAAGACGAUCCGUCACUACCUGGACCCAUUGUGGCACCAGCUGGGAGCAAAGACCAAAGCCUUGGUCCAGGACCUGAAGGUGCUGAGGGUUCUCCUCCUCUACCUCACCCAGUACGACUGUGUCACCUUCCUUAAUCUGCUCGAGUCGCUGCGCUCCAGCCAGAAGCUCUUCGGAUCCAAUUCAGGGUGGUUGUUCCUCGACUCCAGCACAUCCAUGUUCAUGAACGCUCGGGGUCGAGUGUACCGCAUCCCAGAGAGCAGGAAGAAGCUCAAAGUGGGAGCAGAGGCAGAGAAACAGAAGCCAUCCGCUGCUUCAGAGGUGAAGCGGGAGCUGGUGCUGGAGAAGAGCCCAAAGUGGGAGGCUCUGACUGAGGUCCUGCAGGAGAUCGAGAGGGAGAACAAGAGCUCUCAACACGAACUAGGUCGGGUGCUGAUCUGUGCCAGUGAUGACAGGACGUGUGCCCAGCUGCAGCAGUACAUCAAGCACGGCUCUGACUGGAUGCUGAACCGACUGUACGCCCGGACAAUCGGUAAACGGGACUCUUCCGCAGCCGCAUCCGCUGCAUUUGAGCUCGGCUCGCACAAAAAGGGCAACGGCUGGCCUAAAAAAGGGGCCAAAGGGAAGGAGCCUGCACAGAAGAAGAAGAUGACUAAGAGUAAAAAGAGGCCGUCUCUGACUCUAACCCAGAUGGUGGGGAGAGAGGAGACAGGUGACGCCGCAGUGAUGGGUAGCAGUGGAGACGAGGAUGAACUGAUGGAUGAGGAUGAAGAGGAGGAGGAGGAGCUGAAGCUGGAUUUGUCAUCAGAUGCUUACUACGGUGUCCUGAAGGAGCCGCUGACUGUCAUCCACCCACUGAAAGGCCUCACUGACCCCCACAGCCUGACUCGGGUGCUGCAUGAGGUGGAGCCCAGCUUCGUGGUGCUGUACGACGCUGAGGUCAGUUUCGUCCGCCAGCUGGAGAUCUACAAAGCCAGCCGGCCAGGAAAGGCGCUGAGGGUGUAUUUCGUCAUCUAUGGAGGCUCGACAGAAGAGCAGAAGUACCUGACGGCGCUGUCCAAAGAAAAGAAAGCCUUUGAACACUUGAUCAGGGAAAAGGCGACUAUGGUCAUCCCAGAGGAGAGGGAGGGGCGAGAAGACACCAACCUGGACCUUGCUAGAAAUUUAGAGCCUGCCAAUGCCACCGUCAACACCUGCAAAGCAGGUGGUCAGGAGCAGCCCAAAGAGCCGUCACGAGUCAUCGUGGACAUGCGAGAGUUCCGUAGUGAGCUGCCGUCCUUGCUGCACCGGCGUGGACUGGACAUCGAGCCCGUCACCCUCGAAGUGGGCGACUACAUCCUGACCCCAGAAACAUGCGUAGAGCGCAAGAGCGUCAGCGAUCUGAUUGGCUCAUUGCAGAGCGGCCGCCUCUACACCCAGUGCCUCUCCAUGACCCGCUACUACAAAAAACCAGUGCUUCUCAUCGAGUUUGACCCAGCCAAACCGUUUUCCUUAAUGGCCCGGUCAGAUUUUCGACAUGAGAUAUCGUCCAAUGACAUUUCUUCAAAACUCACCUUACUCACUUUGCAUUUCCCUCGCCUCCGUAUUCUAUGGUGCCCCUCCCCGCACGCUACAGCCGAGCUCUUCCUUGAACUGAAGCAAGGUCGCUCUGAGCCCGACGCUGCAGCAGCUCAGGCGGUCACCGCCGAGUCCGACACAGUGACCGAAUCAGCAGACCUCUACAACCCCGGACCGUACGACUUCCUGUUGAAAAUGCCCGGGGUGAACACAAAGAACUACAGGGCGCUGAUAAAAAACGCAGACAGCCUGGCAGAUUUAGCCAAACUCAACCAGGACAAGCUGGCAGAGAUACUCGAGAAUGUCAACAACGCUAAGCUGCUGUAUGAAUUUCUGCAUAAUGUUGCUGAUGUCCCUGCUCCUGUGCAGAAAGCCAAACAGACAUGAAAUUUAACUGACCUCAGAGAGACUGAUUAAUUUUGUAGUCUUCAUCUCUUAUGUAUAUAAAUAUAUUUUUCACAUUUUUAGGAUUAGAUUUAGUUUUUGUAAAUUUAGAUGACAGUGGCAUUAAUGUACAACAGUGCAGAGUGAAUUCAUAUGGUACAUUUGGACAGGAUGAGUCUUUGCCUUUAAAAGUUACAUUUAUAUUGUAUUAAUGUACAGAAUGAAUUUGAAUAAUGUUGCUUUUUCUAUUGUAUUUUAUAAACUACU